AUGCGUGUUCUGAGCUCGAAGUGGAAGCAAGCCUGUUUCCUCGACGACCUCAGAUCACAUGAUAUGCAUGUGAUGGUUGCUACAGAGACCAAUCUGGACAGUCUACAAACCUUCUCACCCCUCCUGAAUGGCUAUGAGAAAAUCAUGUCUCCUAGCCAGACCAGAGAUCAUGGGGGUGUAUUAGUACUUGCCCGUAAAGGCUUGGCUCUGCAGACAAGUACAGUCUAUGUGAACCCUGAAGGUGGGCUGGUCGUCCUUGAUGUGACAUACAGCGGUAAGGCUUUCAGGUUGAUCAGGAUCUACGCACCCUGUGCUAGAGGAUUGCAAACUGAUUUUUAUCGGCGCCUGGAGAACUUUCUCGUGACGUCGAAAACAUUAGUGGUAUUGGGAGACUAUAACGCUAUCGUUGACGCACACAUCGAUAGCGUUGGCUCGUCUGAUAGGAAAGUAAACUCACGUUUCGUAGAUCUGCUGAAGAAAUUUCAGCUAGCAGAUGGUUACAGACCGGACCAUCCGAACGUCCCAGAAUGGACCUGGGUAAAUGGCGACAGUAGGUUCAAGUCUUAUUUAGACAGGAUAGUGAUAAGAGCUAGAGAUAAGGCUAGCUUUAGUUGUCCACACCUUGUUCAGGUGUCCUACACUGACCAUAGAAUGGUCAAGUGUAAGCUGAACAUAGUACGGUUAAGAGAGUAUCUGGUUACUGGAAGCUGA
Messenger RNA from Octopus bimaculoides (California two-spot octopus), 711 nucleotides. RefSeq lists its product as uncharacterized. The record is from RefSeq and is a predicted model, not a curated record. Lineage: Eukaryota; Metazoa; Mollusca; Cephalopoda; Octopoda; Octopodidae.